Molecule: messenger RNA, 2070 nt
Organism: Lactuca sativa (garden lettuce)
Lineage: Eukaryota; Viridiplantae; Streptophyta; Magnoliopsida; Asterales; Asteraceae
Product: serine/threonine-protein kinase PEPKR2
Biological process (GO): protein phosphorylation
Molecular function (GO): protein kinase activity; ATP binding
Source: RefSeq, a predicted model, not a curated record
UCCCAACACAAUGACACCUUCAUUCCAUUUACGCAAACCAAAACAGUAAACACGUUCCGAAACAUAAUACUGUCUUCACUUGCGUAUGGAAAAGAGGGCGAGUUGAGUGCACGGCAGAUAGCGUGAAGACUGAAGACAUAAAUAUGGCAAGCAGUGGCAGGCAGUGCGACCACUACCACUGUUUUGUGUUGUAAAGACUCAAAAUCACGUGCAUCACCCCAGUAUUCCCCUUCAAUUUUCCUCCUCCAAUGAAGAUUAAGACUCUGGAUGAAACCAAUCCGAUGUGUGGAUCGUUUGUUGAAAUGGGUUGGAAGAAGAAGAGCAAGAGACUUCUCAUUUUAUCAGAUUGUAGCCAUAUCUAUGGACUUCAUUUGCGUUGAUUGUUUUUUAGCUUUUCAGUGUGGGUAUCUGCUAAGAAUUCAGAAUAUCAUAUUGGAACAUGAAAUUGUCUACUUCCUGUUGUUUAAUCUUACCGAUUGAUUAGAAAAUAGCUAACUAGUUAAGUCCAAUUUUUAGGGAUUUUGUAUGAAAAAAAUAUAUCGUUCAUGAUUUUAUUGACUUAUGGACCAUAUGGGAAGAAAGAGAAAGGGAAUCUCUCGACACAAAUCAACUGAUUUCAAACAAUCCACCAAUCAUAAACGUUUCAUAACCGGAAUCGGAAUCGGAAUCGGAAUCGGAAUCGCAACCGCACCGCCUUUCGUCAAUGUGUAUUCCGACCCACGUGGCAGGGGUCUAAAACGUAAAAUCGGGUGUCUCGAUGCCUUGACACAAACCGGUCGAAAGAAGAAAAUCGAUCAAGAUUUCGAACGAGGUGAAACGAUCGGAAACGGGAAGUUUGGAUCAGUGGUCAAGUGCCGGAGUAAGGUCACCGGAGAACAAUUUGCAUGCAAGAUUUUACCAAAAGGGGAUGAGAUUGUUCAUAAAGAAGUUGAGAUUAUGCAACAUCUUUCUGGUCAUCCGGGUGUUGUGACAUUGAAGGCAGUGUAUGAAGAUGCUCAAUCUUUUCAUCUUGUUAUGGAGCUUUGCUCUGGUGGGAGGUUGCUUGAUCAGAUGUGGGAAGAUGGUUUGUUUUCAGAGCAAAAAGCCGCUAAUUUAAUCAAGGAAUUGAUGUUAGUUCUUAAAUACUGUCAUGACAUGGGCGUUAUUCAUCGUGAUGUAAAACCCGAAAAUAUCCUUCUUUCGGCUAAUGGUUCGAUUAAGCUUGCUGAUUUCGGGUUGGCUGCUAGAAUUGCUAAUGGUCAGAGUCUAUAUGGUGUGGUUGGGAGUCCUGCUUAUGUGGCACCUGAAGUUUUGACGGGUGGUUACUCUGAGAAAGUGGAUAUAUGGAGCGCGGGUGUGGUCCUACAUGCGGUUUUGGUUGGUUACCUUCCGUUCGGUGGCGAUUCGGUAAAUACGGUGUUUGAGGCGGUCAAGAACGUGACGCUUGAUUUCCAAGGCGAAUUAUGGGAAACGGUAUCUCAACCUGGCUGUGAUCUAAUUGGACAUAUGCUAACAAGAAAUGUAUCCGAGAGGUACACCGCUGAGGAAGUACUACGACAUCCAUGGAUACUUUUUUACACGAACCCGACAUUAGGACCUCUAACUUUUGGUUCCCGAGUGCAAACUUGUGGAAACUUGACUACACAAUUGCUGACUGAUGUGCUGGAAAUGGAGUAUGAGAGGACCAUUAACACCUCAUUUGAUGACAACUCUACUUCCAUGUUCCCAAAUGACAUAGAGGAAGAUGAAGAUUGUUGUAUGGUUGAUAUGCUUGCAUUGGCAAUUUCACGUGUAAGGAUAUCAGAGCCCAAGAGAAGCAGGAUAUGUGGUCCUAAUGAUCCCGUGCAACAAGAACGGUCGGCUAACAUUAACAUAAAGAGUCUUUGUGCAGCAUUUUGACUAUGUGAUGGAUGAUGAAUUGACUUUGACUGCUAGAAAACGUGGCUUUUGAGCCGGUUUGUGUUGUAAAUUCCCGUUCAUUUGGGUUGUUUUUCAUGUGUUUUUUACCCUUUCGUACUGAAAAUAUGAAAAAAAAAACUGUGUAAAUAGAAUGCAUAUUUUAGUGGUAUGCUAUGGCAAUGUUGUUUUUGA